GUACACUGAAAUUCGAUAUACUCCCCACUUCUAAAAUCAAAAGCCAUGCCUAAGAAUAUAAAAAUCGUUGGCAACUGUCCGCUGUGCAAACGUGAGGUAUGCGAGGAUUUUCGGCCUAUACACGCGUUUAGUGAAUUGGAGGAUUGCCCUACUGUAAUGGAACUGUUCAACCGUAUAAGAGAACAGAAAGUAUUUGAAGAUGCCUCAAAUAAAUCGGAAAGUAUUCCAAACGCAGCUGCGUCGGAGGAAGCGCAUAAUAGCGUUAAUGCAGCAAAUGGUGAGCCACGUGCUAAUAUGACCGAUACCAUAUUGAACAUGGUCGCUGAGGAGUUUGAAGGACCACCGGACGCAAAAUGUGCAAUUUCAGAUAGUAAUGCAACUGCCAUUAUGGCUUUAUUGGAGGAAGAAAAGGUAUUGUUCCAUAAAAUGGGUGCAAAAUCCGAGCUUUUCAAAUGUUUCUCCCGUUAUGGGUGUGGUGAUCGACCUUUUUAAGCCGCUGCCGAUGAAACAUCCAAUCAAAAUUCUCAGUUAAAAGCUGAUACUUGAUAUGCCGACUUAUUCGUUAAAUAUAUUUUGCGACCUUCUCCUUCA
Scaptodrosophila lebanonensis is the source of this 591-nucleotide messenger RNA. RefSeq lists its product as uncharacterized. The transcript is spliced from 2 exons. Lineage: Eukaryota; Metazoa; Arthropoda; Insecta; Diptera; Drosophilidae. Bases 46 to 492 code for a protein of 148 amino acids. The record is from RefSeq and is a predicted model, not a curated record.